AUGAUGAUCUUUCGUGUUAUGCACGCUGUCCCAUACAGCAACCAAGCGCCGGUCCAAGACGUUAUAGCCAAUCUACAUUCAUAUUUUACCUGUAAUCUUCUUAUUGGGCUUGCCGUUCUCUUGAGUUACAAGCAAUUUGGUGGUCGGCCAAUCGAGUGUAUGUUACCUUUGACCGGAAUCAGCUUCAACAAGGCUUGGGAGCAAUAUGCGGAGACCUACUGUUGGAGCGAGGACACUUAUUAUGUUAGCUUCAAUGAGACCGUGGAGCUGUUUAAUCCGCAACAGAAGAGAGAUAAGAGGAUCAGUUAUUAUCAGUGGAUGCCAUUCUUCUUGCUCUUCCAAGCAGCUUGCUUCAAGGUUCCAACUUUGAUCUGGAAGUAUUUUGGAUCUCAAUCAGGUCGGUUGUCAUGAAUAAAGUAAUUUUUUAUAUUUUUAGGUAUGAGAGUUGGCGAAGUUUUGCGUCUAGCGACAAAUGAAGCCAAUUCGGAUCCUAACACAAGAAAGGCUAACAUUCAGGCGUUAGCCAUGCAUCUCAAGGGAGCUUUGAAGUUCCAUUAUCGUCUGAAGAAGGUAAAACAAAAAAAAAAUUAUUGUUAUUUCAUUUAAUUUUUAGAAAAAUCUUUUGCCCCACAAGUUCAUAAGAUGCCUCAACAUUAAGUACUCGUCGUAUUAUGUCGCUGUCAUUUACAUUUUCUCCAAGACAGCCUUUUUGAUCAAUGUUCUCGGUCAGACCGAGCUUCUCAAUCGCUAUUUGAUACCAAGUGCGCAGAAAAACUUUGGGCUCUGGGCUUGGUUUGGAAUUUGGUCAGGGAAUCGAACAUGGGAAGAGAGUGGUCUCUUUCCACGAGUUUCUCUAUGCGAUUUUGAGGUGAGUCUUUGAAUUUUGGUAUCUAAUAUUAGGUAAUAAUAUUAGAUACCUCAACGUCCUUGCUUCGUGAUGUCGGAUUUCGUUUAUUCCGUUCUUUCAGGUCCGCGAAAUGGGCCAAACCACGACACACACUGUCCAAUGCGUCCUGCUUCUCAAUGUUUUCACCGAAAAGGCAUUUAUGAUACUUUGGGCCUGGUAUAAUGUCCUUUCUCUGAUUACUCUGGCCAAUCUUACCACCUGGUUCUUUGGUCUUUUGAAUCCUCGGUCUCAAGCGCAUUUCAUUAUUAACCAUCUGGAAAUGAGUGGAGAUAAAGCGUUCUUGGCGGACACUCCUGAAGGUCUUAAAGGUAAGUUUCUCUCAUACCGGUCAAUAUGGUUGUUAAGAAGUUCAAAUCCAAGUGGACAAGUUUAUUGACAAGUACCUGAGGACUGAUGGGAUCUUUAUCCUAAAAUUGAUAGCCCAACAUGCGGAUGUUGUGUUCACAACGGACCUCAUAGCCGAGUUAUGGAUGCAUCAUUAUAUGAUUGAGGACAAAAGACAGUAAGUAUAAUUUUACCUACAAUUGUCGUUUUAUGAUCGAAAGUACCAUAAACCUUUCAGAAACAUUUUCAAAGAAAUUCAACUGACUGAAGACAAAUGGAAGGAGAAACUACGCCGGUUAGAAGCUAUUGAAGCCCGAAGCCGACAAUCCGAAGAAGAACCUUAUAUCCCCAAAUUAGCCAAUCUACACCAAAAUCCGUCUCCUUAUAUGGUUAGAAGAGAGUCGGUCCAAUCGAUAACAUCUGAGCUGAAGAGACACCGAUCUGUGGAAGAUGUUUCUGUUCCAAUCGGAGAUUAUGAGUCAAGUAGUGAUGAAGAAUAUAUGACAGCCAACUCGAGGAGAGGGAGUAGACAAUCGGCUAAACGACGGGGCUCUAGAACAAGCCCGGAAAAACCGCCAGUUAAAUUUUCAUAA
Messenger RNA from Bursaphelenchus xylophilus (pine wood nematode), 1824 nucleotides. The record is from the annotation of a GenBank genome assembly. NCBI's taxonomy places the organism in Eukaryota, Metazoa, Nematoda, Chromadorea, Rhabditida, Aphelenchoididae.